AUGUCCGAACCCACUGAGACAGGAGGCCUCCCAUUGGACUUGAGGACCCACCAGCAACAGCAACCUACAGGCAGCAUUAUUCAUCAACCAACACCACCCAGUGUCGAAUAUUGCAAGACAACACAGUCACCUAACAACAACGCACCCAAGGGAUCCAAGGCUCCUAGCCCUCGUCGUCGUCCUGGAACCAUUAAACAAGCGCCAUCCGGCCCCCACACCGGCUCCUCCCGCUCUGAGCGACAUCCAGCCCUAAGCCCUACAGACAUGUCAUCUCAAAGCUCAUCAAUCCACUACACGCGGACUGGCCGCAUCAGCAAAGCAAAGAAAGGGUUGAAAGUGCACAACUGCGAGAACUGCGGAAGAUCUUAUACUCGGGCCGAGCACCUAAGACGGCAUCAGAAAAAUCAUGCCCAGGAAGAUGCGCUUGUAUGCCAAGUGCCUGGAUGUGGCAAGACCUUCUUUCGGAUUGAUCUUCUUCAUAGGCAUCAAGAGCGACACAACGAACCUGGACGAGACUCUUCUCAGCAGAGUCCCGAAGGCUCGCCAGAGCCAGCGCCUAUCUCCAUGCCUAUCUCUAUGACCGCUCUUGAGUCGCCCAUGAUGGAAGUGACAACAAACCCCCCAACCACUUCCUAUUAUCAGCCCGUAUCUCCCAUGCUGGAGACGGCGCCAUUCACAAGUCAACUCAAACAUCCUCGUUCGCAAUAUAACCAACCAUCCGCAGCUGUGUCUGUACAAAUGGAUGGUAUGACACCAGGUCUAUGGCACGAACCGUACAGUCCUACCCCUGGGUGCUCCUCUUCAAGUGGGUACGCAUCGCCGAUCGCAUCGACCGACUUCCAUACGUUCGGCAGUGCGCCUUACCAUCGAGCGCGUACACCUUCGAACGCGUCCAUCAUUGAUCCGUCAUGGUCGUACCAAUCACGCUCACCAGCGUCUACCACCUCGACCAUGGCAUUUACGUGGGGUUCGAAUGAUAAGGGAUCGACUGCUCCGAACCUCGCCUACAUGAACGCAUGUUCCUACCCGAUGACAACCAUGUCCAUUCCCACAAGUAUGGAUGCAAUGGCUGGAUAUGGACACUUUGGUCCGAGAACAAUGACGCAGAGAGAUGAAGAGGAGGGGGUGAUCCUCUUUGGAGACGAACAAUAUGGUAUGGCUUCGAUCGCACACACCCAUCCGUUUGAGCAAUAUCUUGACUAUUACUGGAGGCUCUUUCAUCCCACUUUCCCCAUUAUCCAUCGACCUACCUCUUUGAGUCCUUCGCCGAUGCUGCGCGCAGCCAUGAUCGCCAUAGGCAGCCAGUACUCGACCGAUGUCGGCGACAAGAAAAGGGGUCGAGAACUCCACGACCGAUGUAUGAAAUUGCUUGAACGGAGAGAUCACGAAGCUUUGACAGAACCGGAGCGAUUAUGCGAUUUCCAGACGAUGUUCCUUAUUGAGGUACUAUCUCAGUACCGCGCUCGACGGGCUGCUAAGGUUUUGUCGUCUCGCUUCGACAAGGUGUACCAUAAGACUAUUGAAGAUUGCAGGAGCAUGACUUCAAAGAUGGCGGAUUUGGUUGCAAGCCUUUCUCAACUUAAUCAUGCCACUCCAGAUCACUGGGCUCACUGGGUCGAGCUGGCCACCUGGCAACGCUUGCUCCUGUCCUGUUACGUUCUCGAGUCACAGCAGCGUCUCCUGCUCGCUCGUGAAUCCUUGCCUUCUCUAAUCCACGACAGUCAAUUCGACAUUCCCUUUCCCGCACACAGUUCUCUUUGGGAUGCGACGAGUGCAACCGAAUGGACUAUAGCUACCCAGCAGCACUCCUACGCACCAUCAUACGUUUACGAAAUUAUUCCCGGCUCUCUAUCAAUUCCUCUCGAUACUUUCCAAUCAUCUGUCAUACUCGCCGUGCACUACAAUCUCCACGAAAGUCCGACACCAUACAUCUCCUCCCCGACAUCACCGAAUCUUGAAUCUCUUCUCGAUGCAGCGCCUGCCACGACACGAAUGCUACUCGUAGCAAAGCUGGUUCAAGUGACCCCUAUCCGCGCGCUGCUAGCCAUUGCAGGCGAGUCAUGGAUCUUAUCGGAGAAGGUCGCAACCCCACAAGUUUUUGCAGCAUUGAAGACUACGCUCCGCACGUGGGUUGCGCAGCUGUGGUCUACUAGCGAUUCCGAGUUUGUACCAGUCAAGGAAGCACUAAAACUCUCAAUCAAGAUCCUUCAACAAGCUGUUGAGGAGCAACGAGAUUCCGUGCCCCUGGAGAUGGGCACAGACAUGGGUAUCUUCUUUGCCGCCCUAGUUCUAUGGGCCAUUACUGUUGCCGCGACCACGCGAACAAAAGGAUCACACCAGACGAUCAAACAGCAGAAUCGACGGCAAAGCCAUUCUGAGUCACCACCGCUCGUCAACUCAGCCUGGGCCCCUGCGACCCCCUCAGCACAGCCCAUUGGCCAUUCCUCAUCGUCAUCAGUUCAACACACACUAGCAUCUUCCAACAGCCAGCCGCAAUCACCAAUCAUCGCAGCUAAAUCCAAGAACCCUCUACUGUCGCAUGCACAGAUCAUCAUUAACACCAUCUCCUUCCUUGCCGAUGCCCUCGCCAUGUCCGAUAACACUGUUUCCGUGUGGCGGUCUCCCGCAGACCAUGCACGUCACCAAGCAGGCUGUAUAAGCCUACUUCUCUGGGUCAAACUGCGACUCCGUGGCGCCCCACUUGAAGACCGGAGCGGAGCCUCCGACACCUGGGUCAGCAAGCCUGGCGACUGGCUUGGUGAGCUUCUGGAAGGGGUUAUCGGAUCUAUCGAGCGCAUUCUGAAGAGAGGCUGGGGCGAUUGGGGUAUUUGA
Messenger RNA from Alternaria atra, 2832 nucleotides. RefSeq lists its product as uncharacterized. NCBI's taxonomy places the organism in Eukaryota, Fungi, Ascomycota, Dothideomycetes, Pleosporales, Pleosporaceae. Gene Ontology annotation, molecular function: DNA-binding transcription factor activity, RNA polymerase II-specific; zinc ion binding; RNA polymerase II cis-regulatory region sequence-specific DNA binding. The record is from RefSeq and is a predicted model, not a curated record. The transcript is spliced from 7 exons. The coding region runs from base 1 to 2832 and encodes 943 amino acids. Gene Ontology annotation, biological process: regulation of transcription by RNA polymerase II; DNA-templated transcription. Gene Ontology annotation, cellular component: chromatin.